UCAGGCUAUAGGUUUUUUGUUUUUUUUUUUCCUGAAGCCGUUGUAUAGGUUACAUAGCCGGGUCGUGUGCCAAUCCAAAUCCCAGCAAUUCUCUGUAACCAUGAAAUCCCUAGCCGUGACUCCCCUCCAGCUUCCGUCAACUCUAAGAUUAACCCCGCCAUUCUCCGUCAACUUUAACCGGAGAACCUCAAGCUCCGUCACAAUAUUGGGCUCGAACUCGCGUUCCUUCACACUCAAAUGCUCGGCCCAGAGGUCUCCUUCAUUAGUCGAAAAUUCGGAAGGGUUUUUUGAAGCUUCGAAGAAGGGGAAUUUAAUUCCUCUAUACCGAUGCAUAUUAUCCGAUCACCUAACUCCGGUGCUUGCAUACCGUUGUUUGGUAAAGGAAGAUGAUAGGGAAGCACCAAGCUUUCUGUUUGAGUCGGUUGAGCCUGGUGUGAUGGGUUCUAAUAUCGGGCGGUAUAGCAUGGUUGGAGCUCAGCCGGCAAUAGAAAUUGUGGCAAAAGAGAAUAUGGUUACAAUUAUGAACCAUGAUGAAGGGAAAAGGGAAGAGGUGAUUGUGGAUGAUCCAAUGGUGGUUCCUCAAAGAAUCAUGGAGGGAUGGAGACCCCAACUUAUUGACGAGCUCCCAGAAGCAUUUUGUGGUGGAUGGGUUGGUUAUUUCUCAUAUGAUACGAUGCGCUAUGCGGAGAGGAAAAAGCUGCCAUUCUCUAGUGCCCCACCUGAUGACAGGAACCUUCCUGAUCUCCAUCUUGGUCUCUAUGAUGAUGUUAUUGUGUUUGAUCAUGUGGCGAAGAAAGCAUAUGUGAUUCACUGGGUACGACUAGAUCGAUAUUCUUCUGCUGAGGAGGCCUUCAAUGAUGGAAUACAGAAAUUGGAAACUUUGGUAUCUAGAGUACAUGAUAUAGUCCCCCCGAGGCUUCCUGCAGGAUCAAUCAAGUUACACACUCAUCUCUUUGGUCCUGAAUUGAAAAUGUCAAGCAUGACAAGCAAGGAAUACAAGGAGGCAGUUUUGCAGGCUAAAGAACAUAUUCUGGCUGGUGAUAUUUUCCAGAUUGUAUUGAGUCAACGUUUUGAACGAAGAACAUUUGCUGACCCAUUUGAAGUCUAUAGAGCUCUAAGGAUUGUUAAUCCUAGUCCAUACAUGACUUACUUACAGGCUAGGGGGUGUAUUAUUGUUGCUUCAAGCCCAGAAAUUCUUACCCGUGUGAAGAAGAGAAAGAUCACUAAUCGACCCCUUGCUGGUACUGCCAGAAGAGGGAAAACACCCAAAGAAGAUUCAAUGCUGGAAAAAGAGCUUUUAAAUGAUGAAAAGCAACGUGCAGAGCACAUUAUGCUAGUUGACUUGGGGAGGAAUGAUGUUGGAAAGGUCUCUAAACCUGGUUCUGUUAAGGUUGAAAAGCUCAUGAAUGUUGAGCGGUAUUCCCAUGUUAUGCACAUCAGCUCCACUGUCACUGGAGAGUUACUUGACCAUUUAACCAGUUGGGAUGUUCUGCGUGCUGCAUUACCUGUUGGGACUGUCAGCGGAGCACCAAAGGUGAAAGCAAUGGAGUUAAUAGAUGAGCUGGAAGUCACAAGGCGUGGGCCGUACAGUGGUGGAUUUGGAGGCAUUUCAUUUUCUGGUGAUAUGGACAUUGCCCUUGGUCUGAGAACCUUUGUGUUCCCAACUAACACACGUUUCGACACAAUGUACUCAUACAAAGAUUUGAACAAUCGCCGAGAAUGGGUUGCUCAUCUCCAGGCUGGGGCUGGAAUUGUGGCUGACAGUGAUCCUGCUGAUGAGCAAAGAGAGUGUGAGAAUAAAGCUGCUGCUCUUGCCCGUGCCAUUGAUCUUGCAGAGUCUUCAUUUGUAGAGAAAUGAUUUAGAUUUUAUCCAACAGUAGAAUCUUUUAUAUAUUAUUAUUGUUAUUAUUUUUCCUUGAUAGCCCAAUUUUAAGUACAAGGGUUGAGUGGAUGAUUCCAGUUUUUGUGAAGGGGAAAGGAAAUACUAGUAUUUGUUAGAUGAUGAGGUUUAAUUGCGAGGUCGUGGAUAAGAGCUAAAACUCACACAUCUUCAAGA
Quercus lobata is the source of this 2056-nucleotide messenger RNA. RefSeq names its product anthranilate synthase alpha subunit 2, chloroplastic-like. NCBI's taxonomy places the organism in Eukaryota, Viridiplantae, Streptophyta, Magnoliopsida, Fagales, Fagaceae. Bases 101 to 1858 code for a protein of 585 amino acids. The transcript is spliced from 11 exons. Gene Ontology annotation, biological process: L-tryptophan biosynthetic process. The record is from RefSeq and is a predicted model, not a curated record. Gene Ontology annotation, molecular function: anthranilate synthase activity.